This is a messenger RNA of Macrosteles quadrilineatus (aster leafhopper), 4677 nucleotides long. RefSeq lists its product as uncharacterized. The coding region runs from base 124 to 4455 and encodes 1443 amino acids. The record is from RefSeq and is a predicted model, not a curated record. Gene Ontology annotation, biological process: detection of mechanical stimulus. The transcript has 29 exons. Gene Ontology annotation, cellular component: membrane. Gene Ontology annotation, molecular function: calcium ion binding; calcium channel activity. Lineage: Eukaryota; Metazoa; Arthropoda; Insecta; Hemiptera; Cicadellidae.
GUUGUUCCUUGUUCUUGUUGGUGUAUUUAUUUCGUGAACUAGCUUACGACAAAAGUUAUUCAGCGCAUUUUCUACUUUCUAUUUGAAUAAUCAGUUUGUCUGCAUAACCUUAACUGAAAUAUCAUGGCUAAGAAGAAGCGAGAAGAAGAAGACGAUAAUCCUGAAGAUACCUCACCCUCGUCAGACUUAAGGAAGAGAAAGAAAGGGAAGAAAGAUGACCGAGAAGUAGAAGAUAUUGAGUUGUCUCCGGGUGGAGAAGAUGAUCACGUCUCUCAAAAGUCUACAAAGAUUGCACCAAAGUGUUUGACAACGAGAGAAAUCGGGAGACGAUACCUAAACCGGGAAAGCUAUUUAAAACUGUGCAUUAAAGAGAUGUUAAUCUAUUUCAUAUUUCUUAUCGUAUUGGGUAUAUUGGCUGCUGGGCAUCACAGCAACGCAGAAUACUACUUGACUAGAUCAAUGACCAAACUGUUCACUGAGGCGCAAUUCAGAGCUCGUCGUACCAAUGAAGCGAUCACCUACAAGGAGAUAAACACCGUCGAGCAUGUUUGGUCUUACUUUCACCACUAUCUGCAAAACACAUUUUGGAUUUACUGGUACAGUCAUCAGGAUAAAGUGGAUACAGUCCCUCCAGAAAUCAACGAUGCGAUAUUGUAUGAAAACAAAAUCCUGGGAAGACCGAGAAUCAGACAAGUGAGAGUGAGAAAAGACUCAUGUUCAAUUCCAGACGAAGUGAAGAAUAUUUUUGGCAGCUGCUACGCUGAGUAUUCAAGCAGUGCGGAGGACACUGGGGAUUAUGGUCCUGCAGAAACUAACGUCAGUACAGCAUGGAAAUACCAAUCGGCAGGAGAGCUGGGCUCUCUAUCAGUGAGUGGACAGAUAUCCACCUAUGGAGGCGGAGGUUACUACUUUGACUUCAAGAGGGACAUGGAGAAGACAAACAGCUCUGUAAUGGAGCUUCUCCGUGACACUUGGCUAGACAGAGGCUCUAGAGCUCUGAUCAUGCAGUUCACCACUUACAGUGUCAACGAAAACAUCUUCUUUACCCUCAUAUUACUCCUGGAGAUCCCACCGACCGGAGGAGUGAUUCCCUCCUACACAAUAUACAUACACAAGUUUUUUGACAGGGAUUUCUGGGAUAUGCUUCUGUUGAUCUGCUUUGCAGUGUUUGUUUUAUUUAUUCUGUGGUACACAAUAGAGGAAGUGUACGAAAUAUCUUACUUCAGAUGGCACUAUUUUGACUCUUUUUGGAACUUCUUGGACUUUUUUAUCCUCAUGCUGGCUUAUAUCACGAUCGGGAGUUACAUCUUUCAAUAUCUGGUCGUUAGUUCACAACUUCCGCAACUUAUAGAGAAAGUAGAAGAGUUUGCAUGUUUUGAUCACAUAAACUCGGCAAGAGAAACUUUAGUAACCCUUUUGGUCAUUUUGUUCUUCUUUGCUGCCAUCAAAGCUGCAAAAUAUCUAAACUUCAACCACUCAAUGCACCAAAUGCAGACUACUAUUCAAAGGGCUACAAAAGACAUUGCUUGCUUCUCAGUUAUAUUUUUCAUCGUCUUCAUAACAUUUGCCCAGCUUGGUCACCUGCUAUUCGGUGGUCAGGUCAAAGAUUUCAGAUCGUUUAUCCACGCAGUGUUCGCUCUGCUAAGGACCGCUGUUGGAGAUUUUGACUACCAAAAAAUAGAAAGAGUCAACCACUUCCUUGGGCCAAUUUAUUUCUUUGCAUACAUAUUCUUCAUUUAUUUCAUCCUUGUGAAUAUGUUUUUGGCUAUAAUUAUCGACACAUACUCGGAAGUGCGUGCAAACAUCAGAGAUCAAAGCAAAGACCUCCACAUUUCGGACAUAUUUGGCAAUUGCCUCCGCAAUAUGUUGCGUAUUUGUGGAAUGAAGAAAAUAGCAGACAAGCACGAACCCCCUUCGCCAAAGCUACCCGGGGAGGAGUCCCCUUACGAUGACAUUCAUGAUCUUCUUAGAAGAUGUGGCUUCAAUGACAUGGAGAUAGACUUGUUCUUCUCAAAAUUUGACAUUCCAAGAGACAAGCCGAUAUCACAGGAGGAUAUGAGGAAGAAACUAAUGCAGAACUUUAACCUUCAGUCAGACUCAGGAGGUCUGCUCUCAGCUGUGGAGAAGGAGAAGGAUGAGCUUGGAGAAAAGCUCAUGCAGCGUAUAAGAAAUCUGGAAGAGAACAUAACUGAUGUUAAUUACAAGAUUGAUUUGAUUGAUAACAAAAUAGAUUCCAUACAGCAAAUCAGGGCUAAGAAAACAUUGAAAGAAAACUUAGAAAUGGCUAAGACUAAAAACAAAGAUUUUGAUGAAGAAUCUAUAUCAUCAAAAGACACACUCAGGAAAAGGAAAAACAUUGAGAAAAAAGACCAAAAAGAGGAUGAUUCAGUCCCUCCAUCUGCGAAAAGUUCUGAAUAUCUGCAGCACAAACCUGUUAAGGAAGCUCCAAUGAUUUUUACCACUCGAGAAAUCGGCAAAAGGUACAUGGAGAGGGAGGAAUUCCUGAAGCUUUGUAUCAGAGAAAUGUUUGUUUACCUGGUCUUCUUAAUUGUUCUAGGAUUUUUAUCAGCUGGUCAUCACAGUCAGCAUGAGUACUACUUGUCCAGAGUUAUGACCAAUUUCCUCAUGGGAACCAAGUUCAAAACAUAUCUGACAAACGAAGUGAUCAACUAUGAGGACGUAAACACUUUGGAAAACGUUUGGGACUACUUCCAUUUCUACCAAGAAUCAACCUUUUGGACGUACUGGUAUGGUAAUCUAAUAAAUGAAAACACGACCAUGAGAGACGAGGACCGAAACAUGAUUCUCUAUGAAAAUAAACUGAUCGGAAAACCUAGGAUAAGACAACUGAGAGUGAAGAAUGACUCAUGUGAAGUUCCGCCAGAUUUUCAACUUAUGUUCUCACACUGCUACGCUGAAUAUUCCAGCAGUUCCGAAGAAACGGCAGAUUACGGACCAGGAGAUUCGAACAGCUCAACUGCGUGGCAUUACCACAAACCAAGUGAUCUCAAAUCUUUGCAAAUAAGUAGUGGGGAGAUCUCUACUUAUUACGGAGGAGGAUAUUACUUUGACUUUAAAAAUACAGUGGAGGAAACUAAUAAAACUGUGAUGGAGCUGUUCCACAACCUCUGGUUAGACAGAGGCUCACGAGCGCUGAUCUUACAGUUCACUACUUACAACGUCAACAUAAAUUUGUUCUUCACACUUACACUGCUACUGGAACUACCACCCACUGGGGGUGUUUUACCUUCGUACAUUAUUUACACACACAAAUUCAUCAGUAGAGAUCUAGGAGACAUGCUCUUGAUGAUUCUAUUUUUGAUAUUCGUUAUAUUUAUGUUAUGGUAUACAGUGGAAGAAAUUUAUGAAAUCAUUUAUUUCAAAUGGCGCUAUUUUGAAUCAAUUUGGAAUAUUUUAGAUUUGGUCAUUGUUGUUUUUGGAUACACAUCAAUUGUAUUCUUUGUUUUCCAAUAUAUGGUCAUUAACACCCAACUCAAUUCUCUACUGGCUAAAACUGAUGAGUUUGCCUGCUUUGAUGAAGUCAAUGCUGCUAAAGAGACUUAUACAACACUUUUGUCCAUAUUAUUCUUCUUUGCUGGCAUCAAAGUCCUGAAGUACAUCAACUUCAACCACUCUAUGCAUCAAAUGCAGAACACUCUUUCAAGGGCUACCAAAGACAUUGCAUGUUUCUCCAUCAUAUUUUUUAUUGUCUUCAUAACGUUUGCCCAGCUGGGACAUUUGUUGUUUGGAAGCCAAGUAAGAGAUUUCAGAUCUUUUGUACACUCUGUUUUCGCUCUUCUCCGGACAGCUGUUGGGGACUUUGAUUACCACAAGAUUGAAAAUGUUAACCACUUCCUUGGUCCUGUGUACUUCUUUGCUUACAUUUUCUUCAUUUACUUCAUUCUUGUGAACAUGUUCUUGGCCAUCAUCAUUGACACUUACUCCGAAGUGCGCUCAAGUAUCAGGGACCAGGCGAAGGAGUUACAGAUGGGAGACAUUUUUGCUCGUUGGUUUGGCGGUCUACUUGGGUUAUGCGGGAUGAAGAAGAUUGCAGACAAACAUGCUCAGCCACUUCCCAUUGGUGGGGAGGAGGACUCACACUUUCACGACAUUCAGAACCUUCUACGAAGGUGUGGAUUUAAUGACAAAGAGAUUGACCUUUUCUUUUCAAAGUUUGACAUUCCUAAAGACAAGGCAGUAACGCAAGAAGAAAUGCGACACAAACUACUUCAGAACUUUAACCUGCAGUCUGAAGCAGAUCGAUUGAGGGGUGUGGAUCAAGAAAAAGACGAGAUGGGUGAAAAACUCAUGCAACGCAUAAGACUCUUGGAAGACAACAUUACUGAUGUGAACUACAAGAUUGACCUGAUAGACAACAAAAUCGAUGUAAUACAGCAAAUAAGGGCUAUGAAACGCACAAAACAAAGCCAGGCAGGACCAUCUACUGCAGAAUAGGAUGUUUACAGCAUAAGAUUAAAUCUAUAUAAUGUUGGUAUCCUAAGCAAGUUCAAACACUUUUGGGCGAGUACUGUUUUUUAAGUUUUUUUUCAUCAUUUUGUUCCAAUGAAGAUUUAACUUAUUAUAAGAAAUGUUUUAAACUGUGUUUAAUAGUUUGUAUCUUUUACUGUAAUGCUAUGUGUGAAAAACUGUUUCGAUUUAGUGUCAAUAAAUGUUCUA